GAGACAAUUUUCUCAUGCCUUAAUGUCAUUAAUGGACGCUAUUCUUGAUAAAGACCCAGAUGCAGUCCCCAACUCAGAGACCGCGCUGAGGGACCAAUUUGUGGAGUGCGUGCGGGACGGUAUGCUGCGACGCCACCUGCGGGAGACGGUGAGGAGCAAACCCAGCAUGUCCCUGAUCGAGAUUCGAGAGGAAGCGAUUAGAUGGUGUGAGGAUCUUGAUAGAGGAAGUAACUUCCCAUUGUCUCAAUGCAAUGUUACGCGAGCUAAUCUAGCAGCUGCCACGCCAGAACGACAGUCUCCAGAGAUUCUGGCCAUUACAGAGCUGAUUAAAAACCAGCAGACUCAAAUUGCCUCCCUAGCACAACAGCUCCAGUCUUUGCAGGCUAUGGUCGAGCAAACGACUAAAUUAACUAAGGAAAGGAAGUGCCUGCGGUGUAAUAAAGCAGGACAUAUUGCACGGUACUGCCGCCAAGCCUUGCCGUCUGCCCCUAGGGCACAUCCAGGCUCCAGCACCCAGUCAGUGGAGGCGGAGCUCCCAGAGGUGGGACCAACAGUUGUCUCUCAUCAGGUUGCCCAGUCCGCCCCUGGUUGGAGAGAAGCACUACAAAUGUGUUAUUUAGUGGAGAGCGCGCAGAGUGAAGAGGGGCUGGGUAAAUUGCGAGUGCAUGCGCAAAGCCCGGUCCAGAUUCCCGCAGGCACCACAGUGAUGGUUCCUGCCACAGGCCCGAAAGUGCUGCGGCUGGAGCGUCCUUCCCUCACUGGUGUCGUCUGGGACUGGGAGUUCACAUAGACGGUGAUGUGGUUUGUGGUGCACGCAGUUUAUAGCAUGGUGUUUUUGUUUGGUAGUAAUUGGAUUUAUGUUUUGUUUGUAGUAUAACCCCAGUCCCGCCGCGGUGAGUGUCUGGGUUCUCGGCCGGAGCUCGACUGUCUAUCACCUUGUCUUUCUUUGCUGUGUU
Molecule: messenger RNA, 956 nt
Organism: Melanotaenia boesemani (Boeseman's rainbowfish)
Lineage: Eukaryota; Metazoa; Chordata; Actinopteri; Atheriniformes; Melanotaeniidae
Exons: 3
Coding region: 23-790 (255 amino acids)
Molecular function (GO): nucleic acid binding; zinc ion binding
Source: RefSeq, a predicted model, not a curated record